Molecule: messenger RNA, 1329 nt
Organism: Schizophyllum commune H4-8
Lineage: Eukaryota; Fungi; Basidiomycota; Agaricomycetes; Agaricales; Schizophyllaceae
Exons: 3
Coding region: 229-999 (256 amino acids)
Source: RefSeq, a predicted model, not a curated record
CUUGAAUCAUGAUCAGAUGCCGCACACUUCGCGCGAGUCUCUCACUCCCCGGCGCUUAGCGCUUCCGCCAGCACUUGCCGUUCUUUUCGACGUCUGCAAGGCUCUGACCGCCGUCCAUACUAACUCCCAAAUCCUCUAACCCUACCUUACGGACCCGUCUUACAUUCUGAUCCCCCAUUCGCCGCCACGCAUCGCGUGUUGUGAGGAGGGCGCCGACAAGUGCUCACAAUGCCCCCCCUCAAACGCAUGGCGUCUUCCACCAACUCGAGCAGUAGCGGUGCUUCUGUACUGCUGCAUCGUCCUAAGAAGGCACGCAUCAGCAAUUCAGACGACGAAGAGCGAGGCUACGAUGCGUCCGAUGAGCGCGACCAUAAGCCUGCUGCCAAGCGCCGACGGUGGAUUCUGCCCGUUGCGAAACCCGACUCGGCUAGCGAGGAUACGGAUGAGGAGGUGACGCUGCCCCACGCCGUCGAGCGCCGCCUUGCAUACAUCAGUAGGCUUGCAUCCGCCUUCAACACCGGCGACCUUGUUGCGCUCGCCGCCCUCUUCCCUGCCCAUGCCCGCAGCGACGUACUCGUUCGCGGUGCCGUACGCCAUUGUCGCGACGUCGCAUGCGCGAAGGGCUCUGACCUCCGGAGAGAAGCGCGUUGGGUGCGCCGUGUUGCACGGAGGUCCACUUCUCGCCGCGAUGGGCAAAUCGAGCAACGAGUCCAGCACUGCACACAGAUGCUGGCGACACUCCCCCCUGUCGCGCUUGAGAAGGUGAUUGCUGCACUGCCAGGCUACGACGGCAUCAUGCACGGCGAUCAGGCAGACGUAGCCGAGAGCAUAGCGAUGUACCUUGACAUCCUCGCGCACGGGGAGAGUGCAUCGCUGGUUGAGGAAGAGGCUCUCAUUGACGACAUCCAACAACGCCACGUACGGCCUCGCGGUCGGUCUGCUUCUGCGAAGGUAUUCAGCGAAGAAGAAUCGACGGACACGACCAGCUCGAGCGAUUGAACGCACAUAACGCCUAUCUAUUUACAUCUUGCUUUUGUUGUUGUCCUUACCGCUGUUGUGACUGCUAUGGGGAUCACGCUCAAAUGUAUGCUGACCACUAUUCUAUCUAUUGCCGCUGUGGUAUGAACGAGAUGAUCCCGGUUUCUACACACUUCCUACACAUCUAUCUUUGUACCGCUUUGCUCGUACAUUGCCCAGGAUAUUCCACCGCCUACAACCGUUUCCUGAUUUUGAUCUCCAGCAUUCUAAAGGGUAUGUAGAGUAUCACAGUCGCGAAGAAAGCGAACUCGAAGCCGAGGUCGCCCGUAGUCUUCGCGAUGGGCCCUGCGC